ACAGCAAUCUCACUGCUUCUGUAACUCAUUUCCGGUUCUUGGAUGUCACUUUAACUUUUCUUCUCUGUAAAUUUGUUUUGACCGCAAGGCACAGCUGGAACCUCUGUGAAUCUGCUGUGAUUCUGAAGGCUGCUGGAUAGAUGAAUUGUUCAUUGCUCAAACUCCUUUAAAUUUAAUUCAGCUGAAAUUUUUAUUUUAUCAGAUUGUGUCAGAAGCAGGAUCUGAAGUGGAGUUUCCAGUAUCCCCAGGAGCACUCAGUAAACACGGAAGGUACCUACAGGAUACACUUGUGUCCAUUGAUCUCUCAGAGCUGCUGAGAAUCAAAGAAGAAAGAAGACUCCUCGGGCAUCUGAUGAUCAAAAUGCAAGGAACAGUUAUGAUGGUGGCAGUGGUGGAGUGUUCUGCUACAGGCAUUUGGGAAGGUCACAGAGCUCUGAAUAUUCACUUUUAAUUCAUUCCACCAUGGAAAAAAGGCAUGGGUUUUGGAGCCAUUCAUAUAUGGUUUCAAAAUCUGACUCUGGCAUUUAUCCCUAGUUUUUUCUUGAAGGGCUCAAGGACUGAAGCAUCCCACAAAAUGAUUCUACUGGAUAAUUCCGAGCAGCUCCUGGCCCUAUUCGAAUCUUUAGCAAGGAGCAUUCCUGAGUCCCUGAAGGUGUACGGCUCUGUGUAUCACAUCAAUCACGGGAACCCCUUCAACAUGGAGGUGCUGGUGGACUCCUGGCCUGAGUAUCAGAUGGUUAUUAUCCGGCCUCAAAAACAGGAGAUGACUGACGACAUGGAUUCAUAUACAAAUGUAUAUCGUAUAUUCUCCAAGGAGCCUCAGAAAUCACAAGAACUUUUGAAAAAUUGUGAGAUCAUCAACUGGAAACAGAGACUCCAAAUCCAAGGUCUUCAGGAAAGUUUAGGUGAGGGGAUAAGAGCAGCUGCAUUUUCAAAUUCAGUGAAGGUAGAGCAUUCGACAGCAGUCCUCUUGGCUACGGAAGAUAUUCUGAAGCUGAAUGCCUCCUAUAAAAGCAAGUUUGGAAGCUGGGCUGAGACAGGCCACCCAGAUGAUGACUUUGAAAGGGAAAUUCCCAACUUUAAGUAUGCCCAACUGGAUGUCUCUUAUUCCGGGCUGGUAAAUGACAACUGGAAGCUAGGGAAGAAUGAGAGGAGCCUGCGUUACGUCAAGCGCUGCAUAGGAGCCCUGCCAGCAGCCUGUAUGCUGGGACCAGAUGGGGCCCCAGUCGCAUGGUUAACCAUGGACCCUUCUUGUGAAGUAGGAAUGGCCUACAGCGUGGAAAAAUACCGAAAGACAGGCAAAAUGGCACAGGUGAUUGUGCGAUAUAAGAAGUAUCUGCUUCAGAAGAAUAUUCCAUUUUACGUCUCUGUGCUGGAAGAAAAUGAACGCUCCCGCAGCUCUGCGAAGGCGGCGGGUUUCUUUGAGGCCUCCUGUGAGUGGCACCAAUGGACCUGCUACCCACAGAAUCUAGUUCCAUUUUAGACAGUGAAGCUGCUUAGCAAUUUGGGCAAGCCAUCUCUUAAUAUUAAAGCAGACACCACAGAAUAGCUUUCUUCACUUACAAAUGUUGAUUGGGCAUUUAUGAUACGGCAGGAAUUCUUCUCACAUGGAAACUUGAUGUUAAAAGACACAGUCAUGCUCUUGAGGAGCUCACAAUCCAGGCUGGAGGCAGGGGAGGGUAUAGUCUUUAAAUAUGCUUAAGCAUUGUAGGGAAGGACGGGGUUACCAGUAAACAUGUCACCAGAAAGCCAGGCUCAGUUCUUACCUCUGGGAAUCAGAACUCUUUAUGAAACUUGAUUGAUAGAAUCUACUAUCUGGAAGAUAAAUAAAGAACUUUAAUAAAAUUGUCAACAGAAUAUA
Rhinopithecus roxellana (golden snub-nosed monkey) is the source of this 1861-nucleotide messenger RNA. RefSeq names its product glycine N-acyltransferase-like protein 1. Gene Ontology annotation, cellular component: mitochondrion. NCBI's taxonomy places the organism in Eukaryota, Metazoa, Chordata, Mammalia, Primates, Cercopithecidae. The transcript has 7 exons. The record is from RefSeq and is a predicted model, not a curated record. Bases 476 to 1483 code for a protein of 335 amino acids. Gene Ontology annotation, biological process: L-glutamine metabolic process. Gene Ontology annotation, molecular function: glycine N-acyltransferase activity; L-glutamine N-acyltransferase activity.